AUGCAAAACCUGCGGCGGACCGUGGUACAGACCAACGCAGACCUGGUGCUCUCUACCCAGUGGCGAAAAUAUCCGCAGCAUCGGCAGCGCCUGCGAGAGGCCCUUGAAAGGUCUGGCAUUCCGGCGAGUCGCAUCGUCGGAGAGACUCCUAGCUUCUGCGGCGGACCUUACUGUCGUGCACAGGAGAUCAAAGCCUUCCUCGAUGCCCACGAAGAGCUUCUAGAUGAUGAGAAGCGCUGGGCUGCCGUGGAUGAUGUUAACAUUGAGGAGCAGGAUCCUGCGUUGAUGAAGGGCCACUUCGUGAAGACCGAUCCGCUGCGCGGCCUGACCGAGGAGCGUGCCCAAGCGCUCGUGUCGGUGUUUGCCAUGAAGGGCAAGUUCCUGAAUGAUGGGACUGAGACCUUGGAGCAGAUGGGCCUGCAAGACGGUGGACAGGUCAUCGCCGUCAUCAAGCCAAGGAGUGCGCCCCCUCGGUGA
Messenger RNA from Symbiodinium pilosum, 477 nucleotides. Lineage: Eukaryota; Dinophyceae; Suessiales; Symbiodiniaceae. The record is from the annotation of a GenBank genome assembly.